AUGAUAGCAUUCAAUGUUGCCGAUCACCCAUCCACGGCUCAAAUGUCCUCUCAUAUCAGCGACAUCCUCAAUGAGAUGGAAGACUCAGGUGUGAAGUUCACACGCGACUACUUGGCGGGCCUUGUUCUGCAAAACGGCUUGUCAUCAGAACCGGAACUUCAAGAUGAAUUCAACAGGAGAAUCGAAACCGACUUCCAAUUUUUGGCACCCAAACGCUUGCCCAUGUCGUUUGAAGGAAUGGUGAGACUGGUUGACGUUAUCCGCCGACAGCAACAAUUCCAGUCAUCAAACCGCGGUCCGACUCAACCACAACCUCUCGCCAUGCAAGCAUCAGUCCAGAACGCCGAGACCAACCCCACACCGCCCUCGGACGCCAACCUGCCGAUGUUCCCCAGCCAUCCCGACAACACCCCUGGCACUCAAGACUACAUGGUGAUGCAAGCAGGACUCUGCUGGAUGUGCAGGUCCCCGGAGCAUCUCCUGCGCAACUGCCCACUGAGAGCACGUGGUGGCAGCAACAAGGGUAGGUUCCGCGGUCCACAGCAGGCUCAUCCACUGACCCAACAAGGUCCAAACGGAGGGUUCCAGUCUUUCUACCCCAUCGUCACACCCCCGGGCUUUACGGGUGUAUAUCCCCAGUCCCAACCAAUGCCCCACACCCAGCAAACCCCUGCACCUCUGAGCAACAGUGUCAGACACUGA
Messenger RNA from Puccinia graminis f. sp. tritici CRL 75-36-700-3, 702 nucleotides. RefSeq lists its product as uncharacterized. The record is from RefSeq and is a predicted model, not a curated record. The coding region runs from base 1 to 702 and encodes 233 amino acids. The transcript has a single exon. Lineage: Eukaryota; Fungi; Basidiomycota; Pucciniomycetes; Pucciniales; Pucciniaceae.